CCCACCCACCCAACCAUAACCGCCGAAGCAAUAGACUACCCGGCCCUAGGCGCCAACACAUCCGAAUACGCCGCCUCAGUAACAACCGGAACAGCAGCAGUCAUCAAACGGCUUUCUACAUUCAACGCCCUGUGUCCAGAGACAAUACUCAUCCUCCAUGGGUUCAGCCAGGGAGGGCAGAUCAUAGAUGAUGCGCUUUGCGGGGUGCCUCAUGAUUUUACUGGACGAGGAAAACCUGAUGAAGAUGGGGGACGGGUUGGGAGGCCUUUGGUCAGGAGGGAGGUGCAGAGGAAUAUUGCGGCGGUGGUGUUGAUGGGGAGUCCGAGGUUUACUGGUGGGAAAAGGAGGGGGGAGAAGGGGACGGCGAAGGUGGGAGGAUUUGCUGCCCGACCGGAGGGGUUCAGCUGUCCGGUGUUUGAUGAUAGGAUGGUGAGUUUUUGUGAUGAGGGGGAUCCGUUUUGUUCGGAUGGGGAGGAUGAGGAGGUUCAUGGGGGGUAUGGGGAAGUUUAUGGGGGGGAGGCGUUGGGGUUUGUGGUUGAGAGGGUGCUGGUUGGGUGA
Podospora anserina S mat+ is the source of this 558-nucleotide messenger RNA. RefSeq lists its product as uncharacterized. Gene Ontology annotation, molecular function: hydrolase activity. The annotation marks the transcript as partial. NCBI's taxonomy places the organism in Eukaryota, Fungi, Ascomycota, Sordariomycetes, Sordariales, Podosporaceae. The transcript has a single exon. The record is from RefSeq and is a predicted model, not a curated record.